Cuscuta campestris is the source of this 1412-nucleotide messenger RNA. NCBI's taxonomy places the organism in Eukaryota, Viridiplantae, Streptophyta, Magnoliopsida, Solanales, Convolvulaceae. The record is from the annotation of a GenBank genome assembly.
UCCUACAUGUCAGAGUUACCUGGCAAAAACCCCGCAAUGCCACCGGAACCGGAACCACGUUCUAGGGUUCAACCAGCGAAGUCGCCGCCGACGUAUUCUGGCGUAGAGACUUUGAGAAUCUACUGGCUCCCUAUAACGCUCUUCGCAGCUUCGCUCUGUUUUCAGCUCCUCGUUGUUCCCCACUUUUUCCCUUCUUCCCAUUACGACGUUUUGGGGAUCAAACGGUAUAGCUCGAUUGAAGAAGUAACUAAAGCAUACGAAAAGCUAUCCUCCAAGUGGAGCUCAGGUGUGGAUGCUGAUUCCACGGACAGUUUCAUCAAGGUUCGGUAUGCAUUUGAGCUGUUGACAAAUCAGAUAUGGAAAAGAGAUUAUGACCUAUUUGGUAUUGAUGAGCAGUUUGAUGUAACUGAAAGGGCAAAGGUGCAAGAAAAUUGGACAAGCAUAUCUGAAAUCCGCCUUCCUCUGAUUGCACCUGUUUCUUUUGAACUGAAAGAUUACGAUUAUAGUCUCAUUAACCCCGACAAGUUUGUGUCCAUGCAUGAGAGUAACAAAGCAUUUCUUGUUCAGAUUUUUUCCUUUGGGAGUGGACAAUGCAAUCAGUUUUUACCCAAGUGGAAGAGAAUUGUUGAAUUGCUAGAUGGAGUUGCUAAUACUGGACUGGUUGAACUUGGUGAUACUCAGCUUGCAACAUAUCUAGCAGAGAAGAAACCUAGUGGCCAACCUUUUCUGAGAUAUGGAGUUCCUGCACUUCUGGCUUUCCCCCCAGGCUGUAAGAGUUUGAAAUGUCUUCAUAGGUAUGAAGGACAGCUAUCUGUUGAUGCGGUUACGGAUUGGGUUGCAACAUUCAUUCUUAACUUGCCACGUAUCCCAUAUUACUGGAAAGAAUCAUUGGCACAAAAGUUUCUUGCAAACACCAAACCACAUAAGGUCAAGGUUAUCUUUUUCUCAAAGACAGGAGAACGUGCUUCCCCAAUUAUUCGCCAUGCAGCUAAAAGCUACUUAGCUUUUGCUGAUUUUGCAUUUGUAUAUUGGCAGGAAAGCGAAUCUUCUUUAUGGUUGAAUAUGUAUGCAGAUUCAUCUGAUUAGCCUUUGCCGCAUUUUGUCUGCUAGUAGUGAAAACUGUACACCUGAUAAGAUUUCCUAUGUGUUUUUUAAAACUUUGUAUUGCCCAUAGAAAACAAAGGAAGUAUGUAAAGAAUGGAAAAGAAAGCGUUUCUUGACCUAAACAUCUUUAAUGGAAAUGUAGUAGGAUACUAAGAUGACUUUUUUUCUAAUAAUAGGUUUGGGGUAGAGUCUGCUCCUGGCUUGGUUUUCCUGAAGGAAGCUGGGGUUACACCAGUUGUUUACCAUGGCUAUAUCAAUAAUUCAAUGUUUGCCGAUAUUCUGGAGAAGAAUAAACAUCAAGGUAUUAU